Molecule: messenger RNA, 363 nt
Organism: Pseudozyma hubeiensis SY62
Lineage: Eukaryota; Fungi; Basidiomycota; Ustilaginomycetes; Ustilaginales; Ustilaginaceae
Exons: 2
Coding region: 1-363 (120 amino acids)
Source: RefSeq, a predicted model, not a curated record
AUGGAUGGAUGGAAUAGGCUACGUCCGAGUCGAGCUGGAAAUUUCUUCCAUCGUAAUCGGGCCAAAUCGAUUUUCCAAAUUGGCACGAACCGGAAUCGCCAUCGUGCAGAAGUUUCGCGAAAUCGAAAUCAGCGGGCGCUGCCAGCAAGAGCGGCCCAGAUCGGGGGUCGAUUGGGCUUCAGGGCAAAAUCCAUCGACCCCUUCAGGCGACGCAACACAGGCUUUCCAACCAAGAAAUUUUCGAACUUGAAGCGGAGCCACAAACCACAACGACGACGGCCAGCUGAGAGAGAACAAAGGAAAGAUGAGCCGAAAGCGGCAGCAAUCGGCCUGCUGCGAGCGAAUCCCGCAUCAAGGGAAUGA